GUCUCGAGCUGGGUUAGUUUCGCGGCUGCUCUUGUGCAGCGGGCAGAAGGAUGGUCUCGCGCUCAGCGGCGGGUCAUGUUGUCCGCGAGCCGGGAGCCCUGUCCGCGUGUCACCUUCAGCGGACCGGCUGCAGCACCGACGGCUCGUGGGCCGGAUGUCGGGAUGGGCGUGGAGGCGUGUCCUCACAAGCUGGGCUCGACCAAUCAGCUGCGACUCCUCCUCUACAUCCUGAUCCCCACCGUCAGCCUGCUGGCCGGCCUGCUGCUGCUCGUCCUCGCCCUCACAGGUAUAUUUGGCGGCAGCGUUCUGGACUCCAGUCCCCUCCCCUCCCCGAAGCCCAUCGCCGACAGCGACCCCGGCUACCAUGGCAAUAGCACAAGCUCUACCCCCUCCCUGGAUACGGAAAACGUUACGAACUCUUUCCGAAACUCUAGUGACGAAAACUUAACGACGUACGAGUUCAGCGCUAGCACCACCGCCACCGCCACUACUUCCUCCUCCUCUCAGCCCAAGCCCACUCAGCCCUACACAACGUCUCCUGAUUGGCUGACGUCUGUGACUUCACUCAGCACAGCCUGGCCAAUCAGCAGCACAGCAGCAUCAGACACAGGCGGGUGUCAGCUGAUCGUGGAGCCUCAGUGCACCAUGCUGCCGUACAACCAGACCUGGCUGUCCUCCUCCAUCGCCGUGGUGAAGAGCUCCGAGGUCGACAUGUUGCUACGGUUCUUCAGCUACCUGAGCAGGCUGUCCUGUUACCGACACAUCAUGCUGUUCGGCUGCACGCUGGCGCUGCCCGAGUGCCUCUCCGCCGACGCCACGCACAACAGGCGGGUCGUGCUGCCCUGCUUCUCGUUCUGCGAGGCGGCGAGGGAAGGCUGUGAACCCGUCCUGCAGAUGUUUAACGCCUCCUGGCCCGAAUUCCUGCGCUGCUCGCAGUUCAGCAACACAACCUUCGCUUUACUGCCGCCAUCAUCUUCAUCAUCACCAUCAUCAACUUCCUCAACGCCCACGACAACAGCAGUCCCUGCCACGCCUACCUGUUACACACCGAGGCAGAUCAAAGGGAAACCAUCUGUGUGCGGAGGGAACGACCACUUCCUGUGCGCGACGGGGAUUUGCGUGCCGCAGAAACUGGUGUGUAACGGCUACAACGACUGUGACGACUGGAGCGACGAAACCCACUGCGUUUGUUCAGAGUCUGAGUUUCGCUGUAACACCGGUCGCUGUCUCUCUCCUGAGCGGCUGUGUGACGGAUACGACGACUGUGGAGACCUGAGCGACGAACUCAGCUGUGUGUGUAACCUGUCUGUGGAUCACCGCUGUGGUGACGGCCGCUGUGUGACCAGAGACUGGCUCUGUGACGGAGACCACGACUGUCUGGACAAGAGCGACGAGGUCAACUGCUCCUGUAAGAGUCAGGGUCUGCUGGAGUGCAGGAACGGAGCUUGUAUCCCGUCAGCGUUUCGAUGUGACGGCGAAGAUGACUGUAAAGACGGCAGCGACGAAGAGCACUGCAGCAAAGAGAAUCAGGGUGUGUGUCCUCCCGGUCAGCCCAGCUGUAUUUCCACUUCCUGUCCGUCAGACUGUGGGGGGGGCGCCUCUUGCGACCCUCGGACCAACAACAACAACAAUAACUGCACGCGGUGCGAGCCCAUCUCCCUGGAGCUGUGCAUGAACCUCCCCUACAACCAGACCACUUUCCCCAACUUCCUGGGCCACCUCUCCCAGAGAGAGAGCUCUGUUUCCUGGGAGUCGUCUCUGUUUCCCGCCCUGGUUCAGACCGGCUGCUACCCCUUCCUCAUGUUCUACGCCUGCACGCUGCUGGUGCCAAAGUGUGACCCGGUGACCCUGCAGAGGGUCCCGCCCUGCAGGUCUCUGUGUCGCAGUGCGAAGGAGAAGUGCGAGUCGGUGCUCGGCAUUGUGGGAUUGCAGUGGCCGGAGGACUCGGACUGUUCUCAGUUUCCGGAAGAAGGAGGAAACAGCAGCUGCUUGCUGCCGGAGGACGGAGUGGACGAGUGUUCUCCGAGUCACUUCAAGUGUCGCUCCGGUCGCUGCGUUCUCUCCUCCAAACGCUGCGACGGACACCUGGACUGUGAGGACCACAGCGACGAGGACAACUGUGGCUGCAGAGAGCGCGCUCUGUUUGAGUGUCCUGGCAGCUCGGUGUGUAUCAAACACAGCAUGAUCUGUGACGGGUUCCCAGACUGCCCCCUGCUGCUGGACGAGGCCAACUGCACGGUGUGCCAGGAUAACGAGCUCUCCUGUAAGAACCAUCAGUGUGUUCAUCGCACGCUGUGGUGCGACGGAAAGAGACACUGCUCUGACUCCUCUGACGAGUGGGACUGUGUUUCUCUGUCUGACGGGUCCGGCUCAGUGCUGACGGUGUUCAGGACGGCUGCAGAGUAUCAGGUCUGUGCGGACGAGUGGGACCAGGAGCUCAGCAACCUGACCUGCAGGCAGCUGGGACUAGGACCCCCCUCCUCUGUCUCCAUGGUAAUGGAUCAGCCGGUCCCCGGUCGGCGCCGCUGGCUUCACGUCCAUCCGGACCAGAGAGACGGUGGAACGGCUCUGCAGGGCCGGCUGGAGAAGAGGAGUCAUGCGUGUCAUUCCAGGAGGAGGGUCUCGGUGCUUUGUUCCAGAGAAGAGUGUGGGCGUCGCCCGAACGCCGGCCUACAGAAGAGGAUUAUGGGAGGUGUAGUCUCCCGGCAGAAGAGGAUUCUGGGAGGUCGAGUCUCCCGGCAGGGGGCGUGGCCGUGGCAGUGCUCGCUGCAGAGCGGUCCGAGCGGACACGUCUGCGGCUGCGUUCUGAUUGGACGCCGCUGGGCGCUCACCGUGGCUCACUGCUUCGAGGGGAGGGAGGGGGCUGACCUGUGGAGGGUGGUUCUGGGUCUGAAUAACCUGGAUCACCCCGGGCCGCACAGCCAGAGUCGGGGGGUGAAAUCCAUCAUCGUGCACCCCCGAUACAACCGAGCCGUGGUCGACUACGACAUCAGCGUCGUGCAGCUCGACUCCGAGAUCGAGGAGACGGCGUACGUGCGGCCGGUCUGCCUGCCCGACGUCUCUCAGCUUCCGCUUCCUGAUUCCUACUGUUUCAUCACCGGCUGGGGUCACAUGGGCAAUAGGAUGCCCUUUAAGCUGCAGGAGGGCGAGGUUCGGAUCAUCUCUCUCUCUCAGUGUCAGUCCUACUUCGACAUGAAGACUAUAACUCCCAGGAUGCUUUGCGCCGGAUACGACGCGGGGACUGUCGACUCCUGCAUGGGCGACAGCGGUGGGCCUCUGGUUUGUUCGGACCCCUCCGGCCGCUGGACGCUGUUCGGCCUGACGUCGUGGGGCAGCGUGUGCUUCAGUAAAGUCCUCGGACCCGGAGUCUACAGCAACGUCACACACUUCACCUCCUGGAUCCAGCAGCAGAUCUACACACACACGUACCUGAGCGACUGACACACACACACACACACACACACACCUGUGCCUAUAUCUAUACUGUUAGCCUCACAUGCUAACGGCCGCGUUAACUCCUAUUACUGAUGCUUACUAGUAAGCUAGCAAGUAGACACCACACUCAUGCGAUGAAACGCUCACUAAAACACAUCAUGUCUCUUCAGGGUUUGUGAGGACAAACUGUUUAACAUUUGAUGAAGUUUAUCCACUGCUGCAUCCCUAAUGCUGACAUUUAAAUGAGCUAUUUAGCAUUUAGAUAUCUUACUUUGAUAAUCAUGCAACAUGUGGAUUGUUCAGAACAAGAUCAACAAAAGAUACUAACGUAAAAACACAAAAAGGAAAACGGUAUUAAUCUUCAGGUCUUUCAAAACAAUGUAGUUCAAGAAGUUGCUCAAAUUACAUAAACAUCCAUAAAUCCGCAAAUAUUUCAGUGCGAUAAACUCACGGUAUUUAAACUUCAACAUCUGGAACUCUUUCUCGCUUCGUCUGCUAAAAUUCUGGGGAUUUUUAGUUUAUUCUGAAACAAAAUUUCAAUUGUUUUUAAUGGUUUGAUUCACGUUACUGGAAGUCCUGGUUUAUUCAGAGCUGGAUGCUGCUGGUUUAAUGUCUUGACAAUUAGGGUUGAAAAACCUGUUCGUAUUCAGCAGUGGUGAACACGCUUAUACAUUUAACUCGUCACUAAAUAUUUCUUGUAGUUAGUGGCAGAUUAACUCAGAGACUUCCUGUUGAUUUAAAACAGGAAGAUUUAGUUAUUACAUUAAUGUUCUGUGAGAGUGUGUGUGAGUGUGUGUGUGUGAGUUGUACGUAAACACACUUUAUUUCCAUCGUCCGAUCGUCUGCUUUGAGUGUUUGAAUCUUUAAAUCACGUUCAGAUUUUAAACGCUGAAUGAAAAGCUGCUAUCUUAAAACAGACCAGUUGAAACUCAACUUCCCACAAUGCUUCACUCUAUAGUGCCUGUAGACUUAGCAGUAAAGGACAAAACGUGUUAGCUGUAAGGUGUCGUACUGUUGGUGUGUGUGAAAGACAUUAAUUUGCUCCUACACACACCGGCAACUUAUCGGGCAACUUUCAUCUCUUUCUACUUCAAACAAAUGUAACUUUUUUUUCCUGGAAUUUUUACAUUUAUUCCCAAGUUUUGGGGAAAUCUAUUUGGAUGAUUUUGAACUGUAGAUGUAUUUACUUACAUCUGAUAUUCUUAGUACAUUUAUUUACAUAUUUAACAGUCAGUGGUUACUUUUCUCAAUAUUUUGGGACAUUUUAUAUUAUUUGUGAAAAAUAACUGAAAAAUGUCAGGACAUUUAUUUUAAUGUCUGUCCCAAAAUACCAUACUUACAGUCCAGAUUAAAGGAAACUGGACAUUUAUUCAGAUCAUUCUGGACACUUUUUAUUUUGAGGAUUUUCCCCCAAAUUUCUGAAUAUGCAACAUUUCAUUGUUGCCCAACGCGUUGCUCAAUAAGUUGCCGAUGUUUCCUCCACGCUGACGUCUGUCGGACAUCCAGAACAUUCCACUGUUUGUUUUUGUGGUUUUUUAAGAGUAUUUUUCUACAGCUUUUUUGUAUGUCACGCCGUGUGUGUGUGUGUGUGUGUGUGUGUGUGUGAGAUUGUGUGUGUGUGUGUGAGAUUGUGUGUGAUCUGGAUUUAAAUGAACUGUAGCCUGUUUCUUUGUGUAACACGUGAAAUAUUUCCUUUGUAUCACCUUGUUUUUCCCACCAAUAAAGAAUAUACACACACUGCCA
This is a messenger RNA of Eleginops maclovinus (Patagonian blennie), 5178 nucleotides long. RefSeq names its product corin, serine peptidase (gene corin). The coding region runs from base 76 to 3441 and encodes 1121 amino acids. Gene Ontology annotation, molecular function: serine-type endopeptidase activity; protein binding. Gene Ontology annotation, cellular component: membrane. The transcript is spliced from 24 exons. NCBI's taxonomy places the organism in Eukaryota, Metazoa, Chordata, Actinopteri, Perciformes, Eleginopidae. Gene Ontology annotation, biological process: proteolysis. The record is from RefSeq and is a predicted model, not a curated record.